Molecule: messenger RNA, 1557 nt
Organism: Trematosphaeria pertusa
Lineage: Eukaryota; Fungi; Ascomycota; Dothideomycetes; Pleosporales; Trematosphaeriaceae
Product: hexose transporter-like protein
Exons: 5
Coding region: 1-1557 (518 amino acids)
Biological process (GO): carbohydrate transport; transmembrane transport
Cellular component (GO): membrane
Molecular function (GO): carbohydrate:proton symporter activity
Source: RefSeq, a predicted model, not a curated record
AUGGCUCCAGGAGGAGGAGCGACCGAGGGAAUUAUCGAGCAGCUGGUCAAGAAUGACAAUGUACGCUGGUGGAGCAAGCCCAACCUGCGUCGUCUUUACCUUCUCCUCAUCCCUUUCUGUCUCUUCAUUGAAUCAACCUCCGGCUUCGACUCAUCGAUGAUGAACGGCAUGCAGGCUUUGGUCUAUUGGAAGGAAUACUUCAACAAUCCUAAGGGAGGGCAGCUGGGCUUACUCGUCGCUUGCUAUAAUGUGGGUGCCGUCAGCUCGAUCCCUUUCGUAUCGAUAGUUUCGGAUCAUGUUGGGCGAAGAUGGAGUAUCAUAUUCGGGUCUAUAAUUAUGAUUAUCGGCUCAAUUAUGCAGGGAUUGUCUCGGAAUUUGGCAAUGUUUGUGUUCUCACGUAUCUUUCUCGGACACGGCAUCGUCUAUGCCAUCAUCGGUGGAGCCGCCCUCCUUGGUGAACUUGGCCACCCCAAAGAACGGGCGUUCCUAGGGUCGAUGUUUAACGCAUUCUACGGAGUCGGAGCCGUGCUCGGCGCAGGCAUCGUGGUGCGAACCAUCCUCAUCCCGAGUGACUGGAGCUGGCGCCUCCCCAGUCUUCUCCAGGCACUACCGUCCGUCAUCCAGAUCGCGUUCGCAUUUACGGUUCCUGAAAGUCCCCGUUGGCUCGUCAGUAAAGAUCGCAACGAAGAAGCGCUCGCUAUCCUCAUCAAGUACCACGCCGAAGGCGACGCGUCACAAGAACUGCCUCACGUAGAGCUCGCUGAAAUCAGAAAGGCUCUCGAGAUCGAGAACGAGUCCCGAAGACGCGGAUGGAUUGAACUCUUCCAGACCACCGGCAUGCGGCGCAGGUCGCUUGUCGCAGCAGCGCUGGGCCUUUUCGUCCAGUUCUCGGGCAACAACCUGAUCAGCCAGUACCUCGUGCCGAUUCUAACCAAAAUCGGGAUUAAGGACUCGCAUACGCAGGUCCGAUAUAAUGUCGGCACCCAGGCUUGGGGUUUCCUUAUUAGUCUCGUCAUGGCUAGCGUCACGCCCCGUUUCCCGCGACGCAGGAUGUACUUGCUCUGCGCCUGCUGCCUAGUUGGCGUCUACACCGCCUGGACGAUUGCCCAGGCACGAAAUCGUAUUACGGGGUCGGCGGCUUCUGGAUACGCAGUCCUGGUGUUCAUCUUCAUGUACAGCCCGGCGUAUUGCAUCGCGUAUAAUGCGUUGACGUAUGUGUAUAUGGUGGAGAUUUUCCCGUAUUACGUGAGGACGAAGGGACUCUCGUGGUUUCAGUUCUGGGGGAGGUCGGCCGUGAUGUUUGGGAGCUUCGUCAACCCGAUCGGACUUGAGAAUGCGGAUUGGAAGUAUUUGCUGGUAUAUGUCUGCUGGCUCUGCUUUGAGGUUGUCUUUAUUUACUUCUUCUUCCCCGAGACGUACGGAAAGACGUUAGAGGAGCUGACCUUCCUGUUUGACGAUGAACAAGAAGCGCAGAGGCAGGUCGCUGCUUCGGCUCAGAAGGUCCUGAGCGAUCCUGCUGUGACGGAGGUUCAUGAGGUGCCGGAGAAGAAAGUGUAG